GCGAAACUGUCAGUGAAGACAUAAUUAAUUCUCAUACUGUUUGUUAUUUGUUUUAAACGAAGUGAGCAGCUCUGGCAUGUGUCACAACUGAAUGAAAUCAGCAUCCACACAGGUUGGUUUUAAUACUGAAGACUGCAGCUUAUAGGCUCCCCUGUGGACGUGCAAUAUGAAUGAAGAAGAGCUGGUGGAGUAUUUCAGGGCUCAAAUGAGCAAAGACCCGGACAUGGCCUCAGCUGUGGCCGCUAUCCGCACUCUGCUUGAAUUCCUCAAGAGAGACAAAGGUGAAACCAUCCUGGGCCUGAGGGAGAGCCUGAAGUGGGCCACAGACUGCCUGACAGGAGUGGACUCCUCAGUGGCUGUGUCCUCAGGAGGAGAGCUCUUCCUGCGCUUCAUCAGUCUCACGUCACUGGAGCAUCAGGAUCUGUCUCGCUGUAAGAAAGUGAUGGAGGAGAGAGGGGAACUCUUUCUGGAGAAGAUCUCGUUGUCCAGGACCAAAGUGGCUAAGCUCUGCCACACCUUCAUAAAAGAUGGAGCUAAAAUCCUGACUCAUGCGUACUCCAGGGUUGUCCUCAGGGUGCUGGAGAAAGCUGCAGCUGAGAAGAAACGCUUCUCCGUCUAUGUGACUGAAUCGCAGCCUGACGCCGCCGGGCGACAGAUGGCAGACGCCCUUCGAAAACUCAAUGUUCCAGUCACUGUGGUCCUGGAUGCAGCUGUGGGGUAUGUUUUGGAGAAAGUAGACCUGGUCAUUGUCGGUGCAGAGGGAGUCGUCGAGAGCGGAGGAAUCAUCAACAAGAUCGGCACAUAUCAGACGGCCGUGUGCUCCAAAGCCCACAACAAACCGUUCUACGUGGUGGCAGAGAGCUUUAAAUUUGUCCGUCUCUACCCGCUCAACCAGCAGGACGUCCCCGAUAAAUUUAAGUACAAAGCAGACACCCUGAAGACCGUACAGAACCUUUCAGAGGAGCACCCAAUGACUGAUUACACGCCCCCUUCCCUCAUCACCCUCCUCUUCACCGACCUGGGAGUCCUCACACCCUCAGCUGUCAGCGACGAACUCAUCAAGCUUUAUUUAUAAAGAAAAAAAAAACUGUGCCUCAGAACGCUCAAUAAAAAUAUCAAAAAGGUCAAA
Molecule: messenger RNA, 1129 nt
Organism: Labrus bergylta (ballan wrasse)
Lineage: Eukaryota; Metazoa; Chordata; Actinopteri; Labriformes; Labridae
Gene: eif2b1
Product: eukaryotic translation initiation factor 2B, subunit 1 alpha
Biological process (GO): translational initiation
Cellular component (GO): eukaryotic translation initiation factor 2B complex
Molecular function (GO): translation initiation factor activity; guanyl-nucleotide exchange factor activity
Source: RefSeq, a predicted model, not a curated record